Ciona intestinalis (vase tunicate) is the source of this 2970-nucleotide messenger RNA. Lineage: Eukaryota; Metazoa; Chordata; Ascidiacea; Phlebobranchia; Cionidae. The record is from RefSeq and is a predicted model, not a curated record.
CAACCAUUUUUGUAUUACUACAUCUACAGUUGUGUCUAGAUAUCUUGUAUGGUAUAUUACAUAAUGACGUAACAAUACGUUCUGUUAGGGACUAGGUCGUGUGACGUCAUAAUACUAGUUAUAAGAAACCUUUUUAUCACAGCGUAAUGCCGCGUAUCGCUGUUGCAUUGUUCCAUCCCUAUGACGUCAUAAUGGUAGAAACGAGUAAAACGCCAUCAAACCCUACCUCGCGAAUCGUCUGUGACGUCAGUAGCAGGCCAUUAUUGCUUCGUCAUCGCGUACGCGCGUGUUGUUGACGUCACCAGCGUUGUAAUAUUGCAUCAGCCAGUUGAGGUUCUUUAUAACAGAGUGCCGGGUGCUCAAGUUACAAUGGUGGACACGCUGCUUGGUUAGUAGCGUAGUUACUUAGUUACACUCAUGUGCUUAUGUGCAAGGUCAGUGUCUUGAGAUGGUUGCGAUUCAUUAUUAAGUUAAGUUAGUUUAGUUAAAAUUAGAUCAUGCAGUUAAUAUUGUUUUAGUGAAAAAGUGAAAACCAAAAGCCCAGUUAGUAAUUACUAAAGGUUAUAAUAAGAUUAAAGUUAAAGUUAACAUUUUAACAUUAUUAUUUCAGUGCGUGAUACAUCAAUACAGCUUGAAUAUUUAGCAUUUGCUUAAGUUUAUAUCAAGUGUUGAAGUGUUAUAGUUUCGUGGUUAAUAUCAACCAAGUUGAGUUGCUUAGUUUGACAUCAAAAGACCACAAGUGUUGUUUCAAAGUCCUGAAGUUUCUGUCAAAUGUUUUCUGCUGUUCAAGAAAUUCAACGAAUGGUUCAACCAAGAAUUACAAUUCACACACAACAACAAACUAUUGACGACUGUUUAUUACAUCAUAAGGACGAUUGUUGUUCGAUGGGUUGGCAUUGUUACGACUUAAAUAAGCCCAAUAUUUCAAAGAAGAAUUACCGCUGUAAUUAUUUUUUCCAUCAAAGAACUGAAACCAUGUCUCAGCGCGCUUAGGCGUCGCUAGAGUUACCCGCAGACCACAAUGGUCUCACAGGAGAACUCAGCCAGCCGGAAGGCAAUUUUAAAGGAUGUUUACUACAAAAUCCAUUUCUCAGCGAAUCUUGCAACAUGCAUACCGACCAUGCAAAUAUCGGGGGGGCUUCGAACCCUCCCACCCUCCUAGGGGGCCUGGGGGUCUCGGACGAGACGAGUUACCCCAUUCUUUCUAACCCAUUCAAUGACAUCGAACAUGGACAAGGAAUGAAUGCUGGAUUUACGUUCGGACAAAACCCUGAUUAUUUCGAUUACAAUGACACCUCGGACAAUGGUAGCCCUUCCCCAUGUGAUGGACAACGUACACCAAGUACAUGUAACUCAUGGGCGGCUUCACCAUACAGUGCAUUAGACACUUCCCUUGCUAUCUCCCCACAACAAUCACCAUGUCACCCAUCUAUGGUGGAGAAACUUACACACAAGCUAUCCCUCCCAGAACGACAGACUUCACUCAGCAUUGCGAUUGAGGUGCUCGGUACAUGCGAGAACCCCUCGCUACCGUUCCAGAACUACGAUUACCCCCCAACCCCGACCUCUAAUGUAUCUGACGAUCAUUUCACACCCGGGGAUUCCCCGAUAUCGGCCCCACCGAGGCUGCGAACAUUUUCGGGGUUUGAGGCUCGUGAUUGGUUGAAAUGUGACGACGUGAACAAUCGAACGCGCUCGUACUCAAGCAACAGCGCCUCUGGUGGUGUAGUUGACUUAACCAACUUAAUGGAGCCGAUUGUAUUGCCUGAAACUUACAUACACCUUAACAACAAUACAACACCCCAUCACACCUUACCACCACAUGCCAACCAACCAAGCCAACCCAUCAACCCACAAUCAACGUGCAUUGAAACUCCCACCAGACCUCCAACAUUACAAAGCCUCCCAUCUAUAGUAGAGGAUGCCAUAGCUCAAGCCAAACCAUUUGAAAUGUUGGAAGAAAGCAGUCUUGAUGUUCACGGGAUGUUAGAUGAUAUUAUGGACGUCGGCAACACACAACAGCAGAAUCCGUCCCAUGAUGUUGUUGUAAUACAAGAGGACCAUUGUUACUCCUCACAAACUUUAACAAUCGUUGAAAAUCCUGUUGAGGAAGUUUUGGCGGUGAAACCGGAUCCCGUGGUCGACCUCACUGAUGCUCCAUCAACAUCCGGAGUAAAAGUCUCGAGGAAACGCGAUCGAAACAACGCCGCGUGUCGUGAGUCGCGGAAGAAGAAGAAGAUGAAGCUGGUGGAGGCGGAGAUGGAAGUGGUGAGGUUGGUUGAAGAUAACGAGGUCCAAAGGUUGAAGAUCGCUCGGUUGGAAGUUGAAGUGAAAGAAACCAAAGCUCUUCUGUUGAGCAAGAUGACGGGGAAGACGGUCAAGCCUUGAAUCUGUAAAUAGUUUGUUUAAAGGCGACAAAUUUUCAUAAAUGCAGGGAUGUUGUGAUGAACAACUCCGAUCUUCCCAAUUGAAAUCAACUUAUCCAACUUAUCGUUCAAAAGUAAAGAUUCUCAACAACUGUCUGAUACAGCGCAGACUGUAGAAAAUUUCAAAACUCCCAACUUAUUAAAACAAUUUUGUUGUUUACUGUAUAAAACAGUAAUGAUACUCUAGGGUUGACUUGGCCACCUUGCCACCCCAGGAUCGGCGCCUAUUACAACACGCACGUGAUGUAUUUGCCUUAUUUUAGUUCCAAUAUAUCGUUGCUUUUGUUCCAGCUUCGUAUAAAGUUCCCGUGAUGGUUGCGCAUGUUGCGCAUAUUUUGUGCCGGUUCGUGUCAAAUGGUUGAUUUUGCGUUUGUAUUUUUGUACAGUUUGCAUCAUUGCUUAAAAAAAACUACAAAAAAAGCACAAAAUUUAAACAUUUAAAAACAUUUAAAAACAUGUAGUUUAAUUGCAAUGAUACAAAUACUUUGUAUUAAUUUACUUUCGCAAAAAUAUGGUUUCAAUAAAAAUUGUAUAAAAACUGUAA